Cuscuta epithymum is the source of this 890-nucleotide messenger RNA. The record is from the annotation of a GenBank genome assembly. NCBI's taxonomy places the organism in Eukaryota, Viridiplantae, Streptophyta, Magnoliopsida, Solanales, Convolvulaceae.
UCUCGAUCGAUAAAGUAUUUAUUUAAAUAUAUAAAUAAAGGUCGUGAUCGAGUUACGGCUGGCUUUUUCAGCAACGUCAAUGCCGAUGGGGUAAACAAAGAAGUAGAUGAGAUCAAGAUGUAUUAUGAUUGUAGAUAUGUGUCUCCAUGUGAAGCUUCAUGGUGCAUAUUUAGUUUUGAAAUACAAUAUAAAAAUCCAUCCGUCGAGCGACUUAGCUUUCACUUCCAUGAAGAGCAACCUAUUCUUUUUUCUGAUGGCGACCAAUUGGAUAAAGUUCUUGAUCGAAAAAGUGUGAAGGAUAGCAUGUUUUUAGCUUGGAUGGAAGCGAAUAAGAAGUACCCUGAAGCAAGAUCGCUGACAUAUGCUGAAUUCCCACAGAAGUUUGUUUGGAAACAAAAAACCAGGGAAUGGUGUCCAAGAAAGAUGGCAUUUGCUAUUGGACGAAUUUAUUAUGUUCCACCGGGAAGUGGCGAGUCGUAUUAUUUACGUUGUCUUCUCAAUCACAUUCGUGGAGCGACAUCAUUUGAAGAUCUCAGAACAGUUCAAAGUGUGAUAUACAACACUUACCGUGAAGCAUGCUAUGCCAUGGGAUUGUUGGACGAUGAUAAAGAAUAUAUUGAUGGCAUCCAUGAGGCAAGUCAUUGGGCAUCUGCAGUUUCUCUGAGGAUAUUGUUUGCAAUUUUAUUGUUGUCCGAAUCAUUGAGCAGACCGGACAAGGUGUGGGACAAAGUAUGGAAAUACUUGGCAGAAGACAUCCAGUAUAGGCAGCGCCUACUAUAUCAACAUCCAGAUUUGGUGUUGACCGAUGAACAAUUGAAAAAGUUUGCUUUGGUUGAGAUUGAAUAUUUAUUACAGAGUCGUGGCAAAAGUCUUCGCAAUUUUCCUCCAAU